This is a messenger RNA of Magnolia sinica, 3407 nucleotides long. Its product is annotated as pentatricopeptide repeat-containing protein At1g52620. Gene Ontology annotation, molecular function: protein binding. NCBI's taxonomy places the organism in Eukaryota, Viridiplantae, Streptophyta, Magnoliopsida, Magnoliales, Magnoliaceae. Bases 158 to 2635 code for a protein of 825 amino acids. The record is from RefSeq and is a predicted model, not a curated record. The transcript is spliced from 3 exons.
ACGGACUGGAUCAAUCAAUUGCUUUAAAUUGUUUGAUUAGUCCAAGUCACAUUUUUCUUUUGAACCGUACUAACAUUCCUCUCUCUCUCUCAUGGAUGACUUCCAGCUCCUUUCAGUCUUCAAAUGACCCGAGCCUCCCUUCUUUCCCUCUCCUUCCAUGUCGAAAAAGAAUCUUCUCUCUCUCAUCAAACCCCCUUCCUGCAAAAAGCCCAAAUCCCCUUCACCUCUCCCCCAAGCCAGAAUCCGCCGUCUUGCAGAGAAUAUCUCCGAAAUCCUCAAAACCCAUCAAUCAUGGGACGAAAUCCUCGAAACCCAAUUCGCCCAAGACCCCGAAAUCGCCGUAUCCGACGUCUUGGAUCGAAUUCGCGACGUCAAACUCGGCCUCAUGCUCUUCAGCUGGGCCUCUCGCCGGAACGGCGGAUCUCCCAACGCUUCCACUUAUUCCGCCCUCCUCAAGAUCUUAGCCCGGUCAUCAGAGUUUCAAGAAAUUGAAUCGGUGCUGAAAACGAUGAAGAGCGAAAAUAAAACCCCGAACCGUGAAGCAUUCGAUGCUCUGAUCAUAGCCUUUUCCCGUGCUGGGUCAGCCGAGAAAGCCCAUGAGCUCUACUCCGUUGUGAAGGAAACACAUUGCUGUUUGCCGAGCGUUGUUGCCUCAAAUUCGUUGCUUUCUGCUUUGAUUGCCCAUGGGCAGAUUCACAUUGCUUGCCAGGUAUAUGACGAAAUGCUCAAAAGAGAUGAAAAUGGUGGUGAUGAUGUUUGUAUUGAUAACUGCAGUACUUUUAUAAUGGUGAAAGAAUUGUGUUUAGAAGGGAAGGUUGAUGAAGGCAGGAAGCUGAUUGAGGACAGAUGGGGAGAUGGGUGCAUUCCGAAUGUCAACUUUUACAAUAAACUCAUUGAUGGGUAUUGCAGGAAAGGAGAUAUCCGACGUGCUUAUAACCUUUUCAGAAAAAUGAAAUUGAAGGGGUUUCUUCCCACACCGGUGUCCUAUGGAACCAUCAUUAAUGGGUUUUGCAAGAAAGGAAAUUUCAAGGCAGUUGAUCAGCUUUUGUCAGAAAUGAAAAUAUGCGGAUUGAAUGUCAGUGUGGAAAUUUACAAUAAUAUCAUGGACGCCCAAUGUAAACAUAUUUCUAUAGCUGAAGCGAUGGCGACUUUUAGGAAAUUAAUUGAAAGCGGUUUGAUCCCGGAUAUUACGACCUAUAAUAGUCUUAUCUCUGGUUUUUGUAGAGAGGGGAAGGUUCCAGAGGCUGACAAUCUUCUAAGAGAGGCUAUGAGAAGGGGAUUGAUGCCAAAUAAGUUCAGUUAUACCCCUCUUGUUCACUUGUAUUGUAGGAAUGGAGAGAUUGUUAAGGCAUCGAAUUUGCUCAUCGAAAUGAUGAAGGGAGGGCAUAGACUGGAUUUGGUGGCUUAUGGAGUUCUCAUUCAUGGGCUUGUUGUCGCUGGUGAGAUUGAUGAUGCGUUGGUGAUCCGUGAUAGAAUGAUGGAGAGGGGAGUGUUUCCAGAUGCCGGUAUUUAUAAUGUUUUGAUGAGCGGACUUUGUAAGAAGGGGAGGCUUCCGGCAGCAAAGAAGCUGCUUGCUGAGAUGCUUGAACAGAACAUUCUUCCGGAUGCAUUUGUUUAUGCUACUCUGGUUGAUGGUUUCAUUAGACAUGGGGAUCUUGGUGAAGCAAGAAAGGUGUUUGAGUUCAUGGGGGAUAAGGGUAUUGAGCCUGGUGUCGUUGGUUACAAUACCAUGAUCAAGGGUUAUUGUAAAUUUGGGAUGAUGAAUGAUGCGAUCUCAUGCAUUGGUAAAAUGAUAAAGGACCAGGUUUAUCCUGAUGAAUUUACUUACUCAACUGUCAUAGAUGGAUAUGUAAAACAGAACGACAUGGAUGGGGCUCUAAGGAUAUUUGGUGACAUGGUGAAACGGAACCGGAAGCCGAAUGUCAUCACGUAUUCCACACUGAUUAAUGGAUUUUGCCGGAAAGGAGAUUUGCAGAGAGCUGAAGAUCUAUUUAGAGAGAUGCAAUCCUGUGGUUUGAUUCCUAAUGUAAUUACAUAUAGUAUCCUUAUUGGAAGCUUUUGUAAGGAAGGUAAUCUUGAGAAAGCUGCCUCAUUUUUUGAAACAAUGCUGUCUAACAAAUGUACCCCCAACAAUGUCACAUAUCAUUAUUUGAUCAACGGGCUCACGAAUAACAUGUCUGUUCUUGCUUCCGUCGAAGGACAUGAAUGUCAAGAUCACAGCGAGUCUUUGCUUUUGGAUAUGUUCAAAAUUAUGGUAUUAGACGGAUGGGAUCCAAGGACUGCUGCAUAUAAUGCUAUCUCCAUUUGCCUUUGCAAACAUCGAAUGCUCAAACAUGCUCUCGAGUUGAGAGAUGAGAUGGUAAGCAAAGGCUGCCUGCCGGAUUCUGUUACCUUUGUUUCCCUUAUAUAUGGUGUUUGUGUGGAAGGAAAAUUGGAAGAGUGGAAGAGCUCUCUUUCUUGCAGUUUUGAUCAACGGGAACUCAAUGUUGCUCUCAAGUACUCAAAGUUGUUAGAUCAAUUCCCAUGUCAAGGAAUGACUUGUAAGGCUUCGCAGGUUUUGCAAACCUUGAUUGAGGAGCACCAGUCUGAACUUGAAAUGAAUAACCAAGAAGUGACCCAAGUACUCAGCCACUAGUAAUGGGAUGAAAAAAAAAAAUUAUAUUCUUUGGUUUCGAAGAUUUGUGCAAAGCAACUUCAAUUGACCCAAGUACCUAGCCACUACUAAUGGGUUUGCAUAAAACAGGCGCCGGUGCUUCAUGACAAGCCUCUAGUUGGGUGUGAGCUACAAUUGACAUCAGUAUUCUGAGCUUCUGUGUUACCUCAUGGUGGGUAUGAGCUACAACAGAAUGAUCAUAUGCACUGCUCCUCGUGGCACCAUCAAGGUCAACCUAAGCUGUUGGUCAGAUACAUAUAUAAAAAAUAGUACAUUGUAUGUCGUCAGCAGGAGCCCACAUUCGGAGAUCAAAAGAAAUUUUAUUAUGUUCUCGUGGGUGGUUGAGUGUUGAUUGAGAAUACACAUUGAUUUAUUUCUAUGAUCACGCUUAACCUCCAAUGUACACAAACGAAUUGGUUUUAUUGACUGAAGAGGGAAAUGAUUAUUUCCUAGGGUCAGGAAAGGACAUAGGACAAGUUUAGGAGAGCAACGUAGCCAUCUGCAUUGGUCUCAUACACAGGACUGCGCAAGUUUCCUUGGGAGUGUGCUACUGUAACUAAGAUCUUAGUGUCAUUUGUUUUUCAAAUGGUAAAACUGUGUGAUCAAAAUACAGAUGCUCUUGAUACUAAGAAGGUAUUCGACAUCUUUAUACCAUUUCCAGAGGCACAACCAAGAAUUACCAAGUAAUCAUUUUAUCACCUCAUCCAUCCUAGCAACACCCAAAUCCUGUUUCCACUAGUCUGUUAAAAAAUGU